Prosopis cineraria is the source of this 1758-nucleotide messenger RNA. RefSeq names its product F-box protein CPR1-like. The transcript is spliced from 2 exons. Lineage: Eukaryota; Viridiplantae; Streptophyta; Magnoliopsida; Fabales; Fabaceae. The record is from RefSeq and is a predicted model, not a curated record. The coding region runs from base 141 to 1304 and encodes 387 amino acids. Gene Ontology annotation, molecular function: protein binding.
CUGUUUCCAAUCCAUCAUAACUUCACUCCUAGAUACCGCGCACUCUGAAGUCGGAAACCCUAAAUUCCCAAAUGUUCCCGAGACUGUAGACGUCCCUUAGAUGCGGUGUUGCGGUCGGCUGCCUCCUCCCCAAUCGAUCCAUGGCGGAUCUUCCGCUAGAAGUCAUCGUCGAUAUUCUCACUCGUUUGCCCGUCAGGUCCCUCCUCCGCUUCCGCUGUACCUGCAGGUCAUGGCGUUCCCUGAUUGAUGCCCGCGACUUCAUCUUCUCCCAUCUCCACAAGUCACUCGAAACUAGCUCCAAUAGCCUCGUCAUUUUCAGACAGAACUCCGAUCUUUAUGCCGUCAAUUUCGAUACCCUCGAUGAGGCCGUUGAGGUCGUCCACCCUAUCAUGUGUUAUGGUAACCGCAUCAAGGUUUUAGGUUCUUGCAACGGAUUGCUCUGUAUCUGCAACGUCGCCGAGGAUAUUGCUUUAUGGAACCCCUCUAUUCGAAAACAUAGGAUUCUCCCUUUGCUGCCGGUGGAGCGACGACCUGAAUCCGAUGCCAGCUUAUUCGCCGCCAGAGUUUAUGGGUUUGGGUAUGAUUCCUUCUCCGAUGAUUAUAAACUGCUCAGGAUUUCAUAUUUUAUUGACUUACACAGUCGUACUUUCGAUUCUCAAGUCAAGAUUUAUAGCCUGAGAACAAAUUGUUGGAAAACAAUUCAGCGUAUGCCUUACGCCCUCUGUUGUGCGCGCACGAUGGGUGUGUUUGUUGGCGGGGCUUUACACUGGGUCGUCACUCGGAAGCUCGAACCCGAUGCGCCCGAUCUGAUCAUUGCGUUUGAUCUGAAAUACGAAAAUUUUAGGGAGGUGCCUCUGCCUGAAUUGGGAAAUCAGAAUUUUCAAAUGGAUGUGGCUUUAUUGGGGCGAUCCCUAUGCAUGCUUGCAAAUGACCAAAAUACGCGAGUGGAUAUUUGGGUGAUGAAAGAAUAUGGACACAGAGAGUCAUGGUGUAACUUGUUCACAUUGACACAAUCCCCUGAGUUGGGAUCUUUAAAAUCUGUGAGGCCCUUAACAUACUCAAGUGAUGGAAACAAGGUUUUCUUGGAACUGGACGAAAGGAAGCUCUGUUGGUAUGACUUGAAAAAUAAAGUAAUCAUUUUUAUCCAAAUCCCUAGAAUGCCCUCGUUGAUUGAUGGAACAAUUUGUGUCGGAACUCUUGUGCCACCAGCUCUAGAAAGUAAAAUUGAUAAGCAGCAGCAAGAGUUGGAGGCAAAGAAAGAAAGGGAUGCCUUCCUGUCCGAGGGAUUCAAAUUGGUACUGUAGGCCAACGGAGGAACAAACGGUAGAGCCGAUAUCUCUUUGCCCUUUCAAUAGGUAGCUUCUUGAGUUACGUUUUGAAAUUAGACUUGGUUGCUAAUCGGGAGUUAAAUGGGUUAGCAACAGAUCGGUGAGUACUCUUGUUGAUGUUUCUUUUUUUCUUGCAUUGUCUACAUUUUACAUCGUCUGUGUUUUGACAGAAACGUAGGCCGGAGAGGGAGUACGAGGGGGUUAAGAAGACCAGAUAUACGAUGUUUUACUGACUCUACUGGAAUCAAUAUAGCGCCCAGGGGAUUACUUAAUAACCUACAAAACCUGGUGACCUCGACAGAAAUAUAGACAUACCUCUUUUGUAAUACAAUUAAGAUACUCAUACGAGUUGUGGAUAAACUUUGACAAAGCUACUGCUGUAAUAAUCACUUUUGCUUUCAUGUGGAAUGACGAUUAUGAUAUUUUAUCA